Lacerta agilis (Sand lizard) is the source of this 604-nucleotide messenger RNA. Its product is annotated as ubiquitin-conjugating enzyme E2 variant 2-like. Bases 20 to 454 code for a protein of 144 amino acids. The record is from RefSeq and is a predicted model, not a curated record. The transcript has a single exon. Gene Ontology annotation, cellular component: nucleus. Gene Ontology annotation, biological process: protein K63-linked ubiquitination; DNA damage tolerance. Lineage: Eukaryota; Metazoa; Chordata; Lepidosauria; Squamata; Lacertidae.
GGGGAGGGGUUUGGACAAGAUGGCUGGAUCCACAGUUAAAGUCCCUCGUAAUUUUCGCUUGUUGGAAGAACUUGAAGAAGGUCAGAAAGGAGUAGGAGAUGGUACAGUAAGCUGGGGCCUCGAAGAUGACGAAGACAUGACACUUACAAGGUGGACAGGCAUGAUUAUUGGACCACCAAGGACAAAUUAUGAAAACCGAAUAUACAGCUUAAAAGUAGAGUGUGGGCCUAAAUAUCCAGAAGCACCUCCAACAGUUAGAUUCGUAACUAAAAUUAAUAUGAAUGGAAUGAAUAAUUCCAAUGGAAUGGUGGAUGCACGAAGCAUACCAGUGUUAGCAAAAUGGCAAAAUUCUUAUAGCAUUAAAGUUGUACUUCAAGAGCUAAGGCGUCUAAUGAUGUCCAAAGAAAAUAUGAAGCUUCCACAACCUCCAGAAGGACAAACUUAUAACAAUUAAUUUUAGCUGAAUCCCAAACUUGUCUUAAACAACUUCUACUUAUGUUUAAUGUCUUGAUUCAAUCUCACAAUGCAAACCACCCACACAUCAAGAGUUUCUGCUGGUGUACGUGAUCUGGACAUUUGAAAGAAUAUAUAUAUAUAUGUAUAU